This is a messenger RNA of Coprinopsis cinerea okayama7#130, 2607 nucleotides long. RefSeq lists its product as hypothetical. The transcript is spliced from 11 exons. Gene Ontology annotation, molecular function: ATP binding; DNA ligase (ATP) activity; DNA binding. The coding region runs from base 1 to 2607 and encodes 868 amino acids. Gene Ontology annotation, cellular component: nucleus; mitochondrion. The record is from RefSeq and is a predicted model, not a curated record. Gene Ontology annotation, biological process: lagging strand elongation; Okazaki fragment processing involved in mitotic DNA replication; DNA repair. Lineage: Eukaryota; Fungi; Basidiomycota; Agaricomycetes; Agaricales; Psathyrellaceae.
AUGGCUUCCCAAAUCAACGGCAUUCCAUUCACAUUGAUUGAACCCCGCAGCAUAGCGGCUAAGAAGAGCUCUUCAUCCACUAAAGAACACAAAGUCGUUGAAACCUUCAAGCGAUGGGUCGAAGCACUCAACAAACAAUUUGGUCCCUUGCCUCAAGGCACAACAGCGAUAUGCUUCCGUCUCAUCUUCCCCCAUGAAGACUUUAAACGCAAAUACGACAUGCAGGAAUUACGCUUACAGGGUCUCCUGGCCCAAUGCUUCGGGUUCAACCCGUCCAGGUUUUCUGAGUGGAAAAGUCCAGAUGCUUCCGGCUGUCUCGGUCACGAACUCAGAUCCAUCCUCGAAGACAUGGACACUAACGAUGAUAACUACAUCACACCUCUCUCAAUCGCCCAGGUAGAUGAGCUCCUUGACGAGCUCGCCGCCCUCUCCGGGUUUACAGACAUCAGCAUCAAGCAAAAGUAUCCCAAAGGCCAGAGACGCACCCGUAUCCAAGUCAUCCGUGACCUCUAUCGUUCCAUGCGUCCAGAAGAUGCUGGAUUCCUCACCCAAAUAAUCCUCAAGGACCUCCGUCCCCUGCUGUACCCCCUCCAGGAGACAAACUUUACGGUUGCCCUGCGCUACUUCAACACCAAAGCGGUCACGAUGCUCACCAAGGAGGACGCAAUGCGUGUUUGGGACUCUUCAAACACAAUGCUCAACGCGUCGCGCGUAUUCUCAGACCUGGAUCGAGCAGCUGCAAUCUUCGAGACUCCUCCAGAGGAAAGGCCUAAGCUUGUACCAGUCAUUGGAACUAUGAUCGAGCUUCCUAAAUCACGCAAAGCCUACAAAUGUAUCCACGGUUACUCACAACUCAAGGAUUCGAAAAAGGUUUGGGCAGAAAUUAAAUACGAUGGCGAGCGGGCCCAAAUCCACGUAGAGGUCCAACCUGAAGGUCCACCUCGGAUCACAAUCUUUAGCAAGAGCAAAAGAGACUCGACGCUCGAUCGUCAUGAGAUCCACGACGUGGUCCGCGACGCUUUGGGAUUCAACGGCAGGCGUUCAACCGGGAAGAUCAAACAAAACAUCGUUCUCGACGCCGAGAUGGUUGCCUUCAACGGCCAUAAAAUCGACGAGUUCUGGCGAAUUCGUCGACUUGUCGAGAACACCGCCUACGGUGUCCGACGGGUCUCCCGCCGACGACAACGGAAAGACGACGCUCCAGAAUCCCAGCUCUCCAUGCUUAGCGAUGAUGACACUGAAACUCGGCACCUUGGGCUCGUGUUCUUCGACGUUCUCCUUCUCGACUCUAAAAGCCUCCUCUUCACACCCUACCACGAGCGACGCACGACCCUUGAAUCCCUCAUCCAAUGUACGCCAGGCAAAGUCAUCUUGGCCGAAAGGUUUCCCAUUCCAAUGAGACCUCCUUUGACUGCCCAAUCCAACCUUCGCAGCAUCUUUGCAAGUGUGAUUGCGGACCACCAGGAAGGGCUCAUCCUCAAAGCUGAAGAGUCCCGUUACAACGACUGGAAACUACCUUGGGUGAAAGUGAAGAAGGAUUAUAUCCCAAACUUCGGUGACACAAUCGAUAUGGUUCUGGUCGGUGCUUCCUGGGAGAAAAACCGUGCCAGAGAUCUACGAGUUGGGCCUGACACGUACACCACGUUCUACAUUGGGACGUUCAAAGAUCGAUUCUCACCAAAACCACACAUCGAGGUGUUCUACACGACCUGCUAUGGUCUCUCCCGAGCCCAGUUGGAAGACUUCAAUUGUAUGUUGCGAUCCGUCGACACCCUCCCUUACCCCCUUCCGAAGGACCAGAGUCCAGAAAAUUAUACCUUCACCCUCCUCCCGGGUCUACAACCUCCGACCAUGGUACUACAACAACCACUGUUGGUCGCUCUCUUCGGAGCCGGAUUCACCAAAGCUCCUGGAUCACGGUUCUACGAACUCCGCUUCCCUCGAAUCGAAAAACUCUAUCGUCCAGCCGAACGAAGUUGGAAGGACGCAGUAGAUUUGCGCACCCUCCAUGACAUCGCCUGUGAGUCCGUAGGACGGGACCGAGCAGAUAAGGAUAUAGACGAUUGGGCAAAGGAGCUGUUCAACGUCCCUACGGCCUCUGGAGCCAAGUGCCCUCUGAAGCGAGAGCAGAUGGCGAGGAUGUGGGAAGAGAGACUGCGUGCGAUGGACAUGGGAUUGGAGGAUCCAGGCUUGAAGCCUGUCGCGACGAAGAGGUCCAGACGACAGGAGGGUGAGGAGGUCGAGAGCGCUUCGCCUGCGAAGAAACCUCGCGUAGAACCUGUCGAACCCUUGGCUAAGGUCGAUACUUGGGCCGCCGGGCACACCUGCGACGAGGUUAGGGCCGUUGCCUACACCUUCGACGUCAUCCCCAACUCGGCGCGUCAGUCGCAGGGAGGAACGAGAUACCCUUCCCCUCAAGUCACCUCAGUUUGGGCCCACGCCGCCAACGAGCUCUCCCGUUCCACCGUCAAGUUCCCAGAACGAGGUUCAACCUAUCAUCAAGCAAGAACCUUUGCUCUUGGAUGGUGCCCAUGUCUCCUUCACAAAUCCACGAACGACCUGCAAAACGUGCCGACUCCUGCGGAAGCAGCUCCCUUCAGACCGUAA